Chroicocephalus ridibundus (black-headed gull) is the source of this 5459-nucleotide messenger RNA. RefSeq names its product solute carrier family 6 member 12 (gene SLC6A12). Gene Ontology annotation, biological process: sodium ion transmembrane transport. Gene Ontology annotation, molecular function: gamma-aminobutyric acid:sodium:chloride symporter activity. Gene Ontology annotation, cellular component: plasma membrane. The record is from RefSeq and is a predicted model, not a curated record. Lineage: Eukaryota; Metazoa; Chordata; Aves; Charadriiformes; Laridae. Bases 155 to 2035 code for a protein of 626 amino acids. The transcript is spliced from 15 exons.
UGGUGGAGGGGGAGGGACAGGAGGAGGAGAGAGGGGAGUCUUUGCCUUAACUCCUGCUGUAUUUCUUUGGCACUCAGUGGAUCACCUGUCUGGACUCCGGUGGGACGGGACGGGACAGGCUUGCCUGUGGGAGACCUGCGGUGGGUUCAGAGCCAUGACAAGAGCUGCGACUAAGGAAGGAGAGCCCAAUGGGGCCAUCGCAGUUCCUGAAGAGAUAAAAAAGGAGGAAAUGGAAGAGAGAGGCCAGUGGAGUAGCAAAAUGGAGUUUGUGCUGUCUGUGGCUGGGGAGAUCAUCGGUCUGGGUAAUGUGUGGAGGUUCCCAUACCUCUGCUACAAGAACGGUGGUGGAGCCUUCCUCAUCCCUUACCUCAUCUUCCUCUUCACCUGCGGGAUCCCCCUGUUCUUCCUGGAGACGGCGCUGGGGCAGUACACCAGCCAGGGAGGGGUCACUGCCUGGAGGAAGAUCUGUCCCAUCUUUGAAGGAAUUGGAUAUGCCUCACAAGUCAUCGAGUGCUAUCUGAAUAUCUACUACAUCGUCAUCCUGUCUUGGGCACUCUUCUACCUCUUCAGCUCCUUCACCACAGUGCUACCAUGGGCUAACUGCAAUAACCCCUGGAACUCAGAUCUCUGUGUGGACAUUCUGAAUAGCUCCAGCUUGGACAACAGGACCGUGCCUGCGAACGCCACCUCCCCCAUGAUUGAGUUUUGGGAGAAGCGAGUCCUGGGGCUCACGGAUGGUAUUGACAAACUGGGCACUGUGCGCUGGGAGCUGGCUCUGUGUCUCCUGCUGGCGUGGAUCAUCUGCUACUUCUGCAUCUGGAAAGGGGUCAAGUCCACAGGCAAAGUUGUUUACUUCACUGCCACCUUCCCCUACAUGAUGCUUAUCAUCCUGCUGGUGCGAGGGGUCACGCUGCCGGGUGCUGCCGAGGGGAUCAUCUUCUACCUGAAGCCGGACAUUUCCAGGCUGGCAGACCCACAGGUCUGGAUGGAUGCAGGCACUCAGAUCCUCUUCUCCUAUGCCAUUUGCCAGGGGUGCCUGACAGCCCUGGGCAGCUACAACAAGUAUACCAACAACUGUUACAGGGACUGCAUCAUGCUCUGCUUCCUGAACAGUGCCACCAGCUUCGUUGCUGGCUUCGCCAUUUUCUCUGUGUUGGGCUUCAUGGCUCGAGAGCAGGGUGUACCCAUUGCAGAAGUGGCUGAAUCAGGUCCUGGGCUGGCUUUCAUAGCAUAUCCAACAGCAGUGACGAUGAUGCCUGUGUCUCAGCUCUGGUCUUGCCUCUUCUUCCUCAUGCUGAUCUUCUUGGGACUGGACAGCCAGUUUGUCUGUGUGGAGAGCAUGGUGACAGCUCUUAUCGACAUGUUCCCUAGCGUGUUUCGAAAGAAGGGGCGUCGGGAGCUGCUGAUCCUGGCCAUCGCGGUCAUAUGCUACCUGCUGGGCUUAUUGCUGGUCACUGAGGGUGGCAUGUACAUAUUCCAGCUCUUUGACUACUAUGCUGCCAGUGGCACAUGCCUGCUCUUCCUGGCAAUUUUUGAAGUCAUCUGUGUAGGAUGGGUGUAUGGUGCCAACCGCUUCUACGACAACAUUGAGGACAUGAUUGGUUUCCGGCCCUGGCCUUUAAUCAAGAUAUGCUGGCUGGUGUUCACCCCAGGUCUGUGCUUGGCUGUCUUCCUGUUUUCCCUGAUCAAGUACACACCCUUGAAAUACAACAAUUUCUACGUGUACCCACCCUGGGGCUACGUGGUGGGCUGGCUGAUGGCACUCUCCUCCAUGGUCUGCAUUCCUCUCUACGCCCUCUUCAUCCUCGUGAAAACCAAAGGACCCCUGAAGCAGGUAUUGGGAUUGUGGUCACUGGCGGCUGACACAGCUGAUUUCCCCAGCAGAGGAUUUGCCGCAGCCGAAGAAGCACGUGGCGGGUCUAUCCGAACUGAAGCGCAAGGGAUGGUCCCCUCCAGUCCAGGAGGUGCUCAGCGUCACAGAGAGAGAAACCAAUUUCUAAGGCACAGGGGAAGUCUCCUCCAUACGCCGGACUGAUUCGCUCUCUCCUUCCCGAAGUGGUUUCUUUUCUCUCCCGGGCUCUUCCCUUCUCUCCUUCACACCUGAGACAGAAGCAUCUGGGACACCCUCUCCUUCCAGCCAGCUGGUUGCACCCACCAGGGACAGCACUUCUUUUGACUCGCUGGGGACAACUCUCCCUGUCAGCAGCCGGGGAGAGAGCAACAAGGUUUUUUUUUCAGAAGAGUCCUUCAUUACUGACACUAGUGGGGAAGAGAAAAACAACUUAUUAACAAAAAAAAAAAAGGAAAAAAAAAAGGAAAAAAAAAAAGAAAAAAAAGCGGUCGUGUUUGGAGGAGGAAAGGAAACCACAGUGGUGAGAGAGAGCAGAGAAUAAAGGUGUGCAGGAGCAAAGUUAGGGAUGCAAAGGCACAGAACGAUGGGGCCUUAGAGCAGGGAGUAAGGAAGUUGGUUCAGAAGUACAUAAGAAGCUGGAGGAUGACAAAGGAAAGUGCAUUGCUAGGUCACCUACGUACGAGGGAGAGGGAGCCAGGAACAUAUCAUAGGCGGUGAUAAAAGGAGGCUGCAGCGUUAGUAGUUACGGCUUCAGUUGUCACUGAAAGGGAAGAGAGUGACAGGGUGCUCGAUGCAAUCACGGUUAUUGACGAUGGCUCUCAACGCAGUCUCAGGCUGGAAAGGGGCUGAGGAAAAACUGUGUAGGGGCUCACUCUUGGUCAAAACUACACGGCUUAGUGAAAACGCAUCUGAGAGUGAAACAGAUGACUAUUUGACAAUUCUUUCACAAAAUUCAGAGAGUGCAGGAAAAGUCCCAGAGCAGUUGGUAAAAAAAAAAAAAAAAAAAAAAAAGAGCUGCGGCAGAGCAGGGAGAAAUGAGACCCCGGGGACUGCACGCCCACAAAUUUAACUGCACUGCUGGGGCAUUUUGUAGAGGAAUUAAUGAAGGAGUUGAUGGGCCUGAUUCUGUGCUGCAGAGCAGCUUUGGGGCGAGGGUGGGAGAAGGAUUGCGCUCCCUCGGCUGUGCUGCAGAUGACUGCUCAGGGGAUGAGGAAGACAUAAUCGGGUGCAAUAAUCAUACGCUCAGGCAAGAUAAAGUGAUAAUUAAUAGGUAAGAUGGGUUCAUUGGAAGCAGAUUUUGUUGAAUUAAAGGUCUCACGUUGCCAGGGUAGUCAUGAAUGCGAGGCGAUGGCUGGGAGGGAUUGCGCUUGGAAGCGGUGUUUGGUGCGGUGCCACGCAGCUCUGUCCUGUGGAGGCUGGGGCUGUAAACCUCCCUGCCAAAACCUACUUGAACGCCUAUCAGAAUUUCACAGUUCAAACCACAGGAAAAGACAGUGUCAGGAUCCCCCCCAGGAGCUUUGCUGUGGUGGAGGGUACACGCGCCGGUGCGUGGCUGUGUUGCAAUAGUGGCGCAUCAAACCACGCCGGAGAAUGGCCAUUAAAAAGAAUCAGAGAUGCCACAGGCUCCUUUCCCUUGUUCCUCGUUCCAAGUAAUUGCUUUUCCCUGUGCUGUGUGGAGAUAAACCACCAGCGCUGAAAGUAAGCGGGAAAAUCGGGCCUCAUCUGUGCAAUGCGGUACCUAUUCCAAUUGCUAUGGGAACCUUAUCUUCUGCGGUUUCCUGUGAGUUUAACUGGUGAAUUAGCAUAGGGCGAUCUUUCCCCUAUCUAAUUUCCUUUCCUUUAAAAACUAAAACCUAAAAAUUGUUGGCGGAAUGAACGCUGAAAGUCAAGUAUCAAAAUUUCUACCUCUCUGAGGUAUUAUCGUUUGAUUGGAGAUGAUUUACUGUAAAAGGCAGAGAGAGCUGGCAAACCUCAUUCUUGUUGCCUGCAAAGGACUGCAGCAUCACAUAAGGCACCAUUUAUUUUAUUUUUGUUUUAUAAGGCGCUAAAUGUCACAUUGCAGCCAUAGUCAGGGGAAGAGCUUAACAUCCAGAGGCUUGCAGUCAGGCCUGGUGGGUAAGUAUUUUGUUGGGUUUUUUUCCUCUCCUUCCCAGCGGUGUUGCUCACGAUUUGGUGGGGGCAGCAGCUCCCCGCAGUGGGUCUCUGCAUGGACCCAGUGGCUGCCACCCAGCAGCAGCAGCGACAGGGUGGCACGGCCCCAUCAGCUGGAAAAAUCACUGGCCCUGGGGUGGUGCUGGGGUGUCCGGCGGGUUCUUGCUCUGCGGCUGCCUCCCCACGCUCGGAGCUGUAGCAGGGUCGUGCAGGAGAGGUUUGGUUUCAGGCAUGGGCUGCAGCUGCCUUGGCAGCACCCGUAGUCCAAUGGUGGCAUUUGUUUUGAGAAGGAAACCUGCCUUCUCGUCUUCAAGCAAGAGAAAGGAAAGUUAGAGGGCUGGGACUUGCCAUCCAGAUCCACCCUUAGGCAUUCGCACAGGUUUCUUGUACGACCCUUGGUGGGACAUUUAACCCCUUUGCUCCUGCGGCCAUGUCUUGAAGAUGCAAGGUAGUGUCGUACUGCCAGAGAAGUGGUGGAGAUGUGUUCGCUCUUUUUUCUGAGUAGUCGGGUAACGUUGCAAAAAUCCUAGAGAGAAAUAAAUCACUUUUCAGUUCUGAGCGCAAACGUGGGGCUGUGUUAUUGAAAAUAAAUACUGCAUGAACUGGUUCCUCUGUUGCCGAUGUACAAUCUGAUAGUCCCGUCCCAACUCUGCCAGGAAGCAGCAUAUUUUAAUAAAGUCAGAGGAGUUAUUGCUGUCCUCAUGGAAAGAAAUAACAAAAUUCCCAGGAUCAGGAAAUUAAUACAGAUGCUUCGGAUGGGAUUGACAGUCUCAGGAAGCUUAAGGGAAAGCUCAGUGACCCAGGUACACCCAGCAGGGGGGAACAGGGGAAAAUGCCACCAAUGGCUGUCUUUUGCUCUGAGACCCCCAGCAUGCAGGCGUGGUGAAGGACCAAGCACUGGUUUGUUAAACUGAUACAAACAUCUCGGGCUUUGCUGUGUGCGUACGACAGAUCUGAGAGGUCUCCAUCAUCCCCUGGAAGUGGGCACUUCGGAGAUCUCCGAGUCUGAAAGGAAACUGCUCCCUCUUUGCGCACCACCAGGGUGUAAAUAUGCCAUUGAAGGGAUGGUAUGGAGGGCAGGGAGAGACUUUUUCCCCCCGUAAUUGUUGAUAACAUGCCAAGACAUGAUGCAUUUGAAGCUGAAGUCCAAGGGAAGUUACGAGGUAGCCAUGCUACCUGCUUUCCUCCUGGUUGGAGGAAAAACACUGUAUAUAGAAGAAAGAACAGACUUCUGUCAACCACCUAAUUACCACUUCUGGGUUUUCAGGUUUGGGUUUUUUUUUCAUUAAAAGACCAUUUUCACCCCUAUCUCUGGAAAGGGAAGCCAGGAAAAUAGUUUGUUAAAAAAGAAAUCAAGCCAAAGAUUCUUGUAUUUUCCUUCUCCUUUCUUCAUUCUGUAUUUCUUUUCUUCCCAUUUUUCGUGUUUCCUCCCCUUCAGCCUUCCCUCCCUUCUUCC